Molecule: messenger RNA, 1910 nt
Organism: Mizuhopecten yessoensis (Yesso scallop)
Lineage: Eukaryota; Metazoa; Mollusca; Bivalvia; Pectinida; Pectinidae
Product: IQ calmodulin-binding motif-containing protein 1-like
Exons: 14
Coding region: 83-1843 (586 amino acids)
Biological process (GO): cilium assembly
Cellular component (GO): cilium
Molecular function (GO): calmodulin binding
Source: RefSeq, a predicted model, not a curated record
ACGACGUAGAUCAAGCGUCUCCUCGCGGCGUAAACAAAUAUGGACGUUUGCAUAGAAAACUAAAACAAACUUGAAAUUAAAAAUGUCGAGGUACGCAAGUCCCGAUCGGGACAAGCGUGUUCAUAAUCUAGCCGGAGAAAUAGCAGAUACGAGGGAUAGACGUGUUCCAAUUAUGUUAAUGAAUCUAAAAGGAAUAUUAAGUUCUGUUCCUGUUGGUUCAAAAGAGGGAAUCAAGAUAAGACAUGAGAUUUGGGACUACAACCUGCUACAUGUCCUGAUUUUAGUAUUGAAGCAAGACUUUAGCAUAGUAGAUGGUGACUGGCAGACAGCAGCAGCUCUGGCUGCUAUACUCAGCCAGGUGUGUGCAGGUAUGGAACUCAAGGGUCAAGACAGGAACAAGUUUGAGACUGAGAGUCUUUCGGAGGCCAUCAACAACCUGUUUCUACUGGCACGUAGAAUACAGACUCGAUACUCCAAAAUACAGGGAAUGCAGAAAGAGCGCCAGCGCCUCGUGGUGUGUUACAAGGGAGUACUAGAGUCCAUCACCUAUAUAGCUUCUGGACAUGUUGUCAUCUGUAGGAAUGUUAUUGAGUCUCCAUGGUUACUCCAGCUGUUGAUAUCAGAUGAUCCCGACACAGUGUCAGGAGUGAUGGACCUUCUUCCCAAAGUUCUCAGAGUCAAUAGGAAACUACUGAAAGAAUUGGAUAAAAAGCUAGUCCAUAGCAUUAUGGACGAAUUAGUGUACAAGUUAUCAGUCAACACUGAAGUUUCAAUAGGGGCUUUAGCAACCAAGUGUGUGCUUAGAAUAUGUGAUUUUUACAAACCAAUGGUGGAUACGUUAUGUACGAGAUACAAGGGAGUUAGACCACUAUUAGGGAAGUGGGAGGGACGAGGCUUCAAUAAAGACCUGGAAGACCUCAAGAGACUGCUGCAGGCUGGCAAUGCUCAGAUGGCAGAGUUAGAGCAAUUUGCCAGAGCAGCAAUUCUGAUCCAGACAAGAUGGCGUGGCUAUAUUACAAGAGUGAAGCUACAGAAAGCCAACAAAGCAUUCACUAAAUUCCACAGGACAUACAGGACAAAGAAAAGUGUGAUGGAGAAAAGAAAAGAACAGGCAAAGGAAGCAUUGGAGCUGCAGCGUCAACUGAAGCUGAACCGCCAAAGAAUCAUGAGGGACUUUAAGGAGAAACAGCUGCAGUCCAUAGAAAUACUUCCCGCUGCCAAGGUAGAGAGCUACCUACAAAAGGAGGAAACCCAGGCUGCACUGACCAUACAGAGGAUGUGGCGUGGUCAUCACAUACGAAAAUCAAACAAGAAGCGAACAGACAUGGCCAGACAGGUCAAGGCUGCUAUAAAGAUACAGCAGGGAGUUAAGUUAUGGCUGGAAAGAUUGGAAAAAAGAAAGAAAAAGAUCCGUGCAGAAUUAAAGCCACCAGGGUUGACUGAACUGAGACGAGUAGAGCUGCAGAAGGAAGUUCGUACUUACCGGGAGGAAAAUCCUGCACGUUACUGCCAGAAAGAUGAUUUGGAGAUGAUCCACAACAAAGCUUCGGAGAUGUUGGCUAGGUAUUACAUGACUGCACGCACAAACAGGGAGAAACAGACUCACAGAGAGGCUUUGGUUGGCCGCAUAGACAGAGACUCUGAACUUCUUUCUUUGGCUCCUGGCCUAGACCAAGCAACAGAAAAAGAUACAGACAUGUUCUCCAGUAGGUCAGUCCCUGUGUCAAUGAAGGCCAAGGCGGACCACAUGGCUCAGAUGGAAAUCUUACGCAAACCUUGGUACAAAAAACUAAUAGACCAGUACAUGGACAAGGAGUACGAGGAUGAGCCUAUACUCUUCUAAUUAUGGACCUCAUUAGCAAACCAACAUCAUUUACAUAUCAGUCAGCUGUUACAAAUCAGGGAGUGCU